This is a messenger RNA of Drosophila busckii, 1869 nucleotides long. RefSeq lists its product as uncharacterized. NCBI's taxonomy places the organism in Eukaryota, Metazoa, Arthropoda, Insecta, Diptera, Drosophilidae. The record is from RefSeq and is a predicted model, not a curated record. Bases 572 to 1444 code for a protein of 290 amino acids. Gene Ontology annotation, cellular component: membrane. The transcript is spliced from 5 exons.
ACGCUAGUGAACGUUGUCUUGAGCGCAGUUUGUCGUUGUCGUUUGUCGCAGUAACAACGUCUCAACGUGCGCAUUUUGUGUGUAGCCCGAGAUUCUCGUCCAGAGUUCGUGUGUGUGCGUGUGUGUGAGUGAGAGUGUGAGUGUAUUGUCGGCUACUGCUGUCUCCUUCCCGUUUGCUGUGCGCCGACGGACGCGCUGCUUGCUUAAUUAUUAUACACGUAUUUUUUUCGAGUUGUUUUUUUCUGUGUCGCUGCCGCCGCCAGCAAGAAACUGGUUGCUGUGGAAUAAGAAGCAACCAGCAGAAGCUAGCAAAGCAGCUAGCUGUGAAAAAAGAGGCGCAAGAAGAAGCACAGAACGCAGAGAGAAGAGCUGGCCAAAGAACGACCGCAAUAACAAAAACAACAACCACUAAACAACUGUAUUUUUGUGUUGCUGAAUAAUUUGUUGUACAGCAAAUCGCCAAAGCCACAAAAACAACAAACGAAAAACGACAACAGUAACAAACAGCUGUAAGAAGAAGAAGUAACAGUUUCAAAUCAAAAAUACGCAAGGACCAAGGAGAGUUAACGCAAUGCCCUGCUCCGCCGUAACGCUAUCAAUAGCGACAAUCUGCGCGAUUAUCGCGACAGCUCUGCUCGCGAUCGCCUUCUCCACAGACAAUUGGCUGCACUAUGAAGUCAGACGUAAUCAGAUACAGGCCUUCUCCGCUAAGCAUUCCGAUGCCGAAUCACUGCUGCAUAAUCUGAAUGUGAAGUACUAUUACUAUACGAGAACUCGUGGACUAUUCCGCAUCUGCUAUCCCAAGGAGCGACCACCGGCAACUGCAGUGCCAACUUAUCUGUCACCCAUUGAAACCCACUGCUCGAACAUUGAUUACUUUCCGCAAGUGGAGGAUGAUAAGAUCUCCAAUGAGGAUGCCACAUCACGUCUACAUUUGGCACGCUCCUGCAUUGCGCUCUUCAUUUUGAGCUUUGUCACUAUCUUUUGUGCUUUCUGGACGGGACUCUCUGGUUGUUGGAAACGUUCCUCUGGCGCCAUUACAGCCACUUCGAUACUGCUCUUGGUCACUUGUCUGUUAGCAGCUGGCGCCAUGGGACUUUGGCAUACGGUUGAGUUCUUUGAAAAGGAGAAAGUUGUCGGCGAGGAUUACUUCCAGCAAUGGAAUACGGUGCUGCGUGACAAUACAAAGAUUGUCUAUGAUUGGUCCUAUAUUGUGGCCUGGACCGGCAUUGGCACUUGUCUACUGUCUGCCAUCUUGCUAUCCGGUGCUGCUGUCUGUCUGCGCAAUGAGCGCGAGAAGGAGGAGCAACUGAAUCUGCAGUAUCUUAUGCCUGUUUACUCGCAAAAGCAGCCACCUUAUCCUCCCUAUGCCAACUAUGCUCAGCCUCAAAUAUAUCCGGGUCCCUAUUACCAUGGCUCACAAUACGGACCGUACAACUAUUAACUGGCGUAACGAACGUGCAUAACGAACGCGAAAGCGAAUCAACGCAAUCAAUAAAAAUAAUUAUCAUUUGGGAGCUCACCACAAUCAAAACAAAAAAGACAUAUGAUUAAUAAUAUUUAAGCAGUGCAAGCAUUAGUGGUUAAGGUCGACUCUCUCCCAGUUUUCAACGGUCACCUUUGCCGUAUGCAGAGCUUGUCCGGUUCUAAAGCUUCCCUUGCAUACACAAAAUAAACAACAAAAAACACACAUGCGCAUACACAUUUGUAAUACAAUUUUAAAUUUAAAUAUUUUUUUUUUGACAAAAUGUAGCUUGUAAUUUUUUUUAGCACCGUAAUAAUAACAUUAGUUUGUCUUGAGUCAAAAUGCGUCAAAGUUUUUGGAGUGCGAUAUGUUUCUGCAAAUAAUCAUAGAACAUAAAACAAAAA